Molecule: messenger RNA, 2810 nt
Organism: Exophiala oligosperma
Lineage: Eukaryota; Fungi; Ascomycota; Eurotiomycetes; Chaetothyriales; Herpotrichiellaceae
Exons: 3
Coding region: 47-2602 (851 amino acids)
Biological process (GO): DNA double-strand break attachment to nuclear envelope; double-strand break repair
Cellular component (GO): nucleus; Cul8-RING ubiquitin ligase complex
Source: RefSeq, a predicted model, not a curated record
CUCGAUUCACAUUCGGUCCCAGUCUCUACAGGCGAUGUAGUUGUCCAUGACCGGUCUUUUCGAUACAUGUAGGGGUCUUGUGCGUAGUUUUGUCGGUACCUCGCCUUCUGCCAAUAUGAACGAUCUCGAGCACACCAAAAAACGCGGCACAUUCGCUCAAUGCAGCUUCAUCAUCGUCCGUUCUGCAAGUCUAGGUCCCGAACAGGCCCAAGAGCUCGCCGGUGAACUGAGACUACACGAUGGCGAAGUCAUCUUCGACGACUAUCCUGAGAACAAUCUCGACCUGAACGGGGUCACGCACGUCGUCUCUGCCACCUACGACUUUCCCGAUUAUCAUGCCUGCGUCGAAGCCUUUAUUCCGGUGGUCAGACCCACCUGGGUUACGCACUCCUUAGCGAAGAACAAACUGCUGAACCCCCGACAAUACAAUCCCGAUCCGCGCUACUUCAUGUCUGAUGUUGUCGCAUGCGUCGCAGAUCUCCCAGAAGGGGACGCAGACGCUAUUGCUGGCGGGAUUCUAGCAAUGGGUGGACUUUUUUCUCUCAGACUCACAAACCAGGUCACCCAUGUGAUCGCACUUACCGUCGAAUCGGACGUCUGUCAUAGAGUGAUAGAUGGGCAACUCAGGAUCAAGGUUGUUUUACCGCAUUGGGUGGAUGACUGCUUGAAGCUGGGGAGAAAAAUCGACGAGCAUCCAUAUUCUCUGCCAGAUCCCGACAUAUUGAAAGGUCCGACGGAGAAGGUGCCAAUUGCGAAACGCAAGACCCAGGUGGAAGGGGCAGUAAAUCCAGAUCCGUCUCAAGAAGGCCAAGAACCGGUUGGCCCUCGAAAGCUGAACAAAGUUUUCAAAAAGAAGACAGUAAUGCUAUCCAAAGAUCUUCGCAUAUCGAACAAUCUCAGAGAAAUACUGGACGGAAUUAUUACCACCAGUGGUGGUAAGCUAACCGACUCGGUCAUGGAUGCCGAUAUGUUCAUUUGCAAAUACCGCAGUGGCGAAGAGUAUCGGAUGGCUUCGCGGGCAGGCAAAGAUGUUGGUAACCUCGCCUGGCUCUACUACUUGAUUCAGACCGACGAGUGGACGUCUCCUCUACGGCGCAUGCUACACUAUCCUGUCGCACGAGAAGGACUUCCGGGAUUUCAGGGGCUCAAAAUCAGUCUGUCAAACUACAGUGGUGAUGCACGAACGUAUCUGGAAAAUUUGAUCUAUGCAACAGGAGCAGAAUGCACCAAGACGCUGAAACAAGACAAUACCCAUCUAAUCACGGCUCAUGUUCUCAGCGAAAAAUGCGCUGCCGCAAAGGACUGGGGUAUCCACAUUAUCAACCACCUCUGGCUCGAGGAGAGCUACGCUCAGUGGACGAUGAAGAGCAUUACGGACAACAAAUACACACAUUUCCCAAGGCGGACCAAUCUCGGCGAGGUUGUUGGCCAUACACAGCUAGAUCGUACCGUUCUUGAACGACAUUUCUUCCCACCGGAGGAAGAUGUCGAGAUGGCUGAUGUCGCGGAUGCAAAGCCUAUGCAGCAAGUCAACAACAACACAAUUUCGGCAACCAGAUUAGAUCAAGCACAGAACCAUGACAGUGAUGCUCGCGAAAGAAACGGAAAACCACGCACACCUGCGCCAUCUAAGUUUAUCACCACCGGUAAAGAGAAUAUUACACCGUCGACUACCAAUAGUCGCAAGUCAAAAGAAGUUGCUUCAGCUCGACUGCAUGAGAUGACACCAGACAUUCUCCUGUACGAGAAAGAACGAAAGCGUGCCGGUGGAGUCAUCUAUGGAGGUCGACGCAAGACCGACGAAGGCCGCAUAGAGGUGGGCCGAAAGCGAUCUGUUGAUGAAGCAUCGGAUCAUGAAACUACUGAGGGCGAAGCUAAGAAAGUUAAACGUGAGAACACGCCGCCAGCUAUGCAUCUUGUCAUAUCCGGUUACGAUAAGUGGGUUGGUCGGGCGAAGCUUGAAGACAAUGACAAAAAACGUCUUCGGAGCCUAGGGGUUGUAUGCACCAUGGAUCCUAGUCGAGCGACGCAUCUUGUUGCUCCGCGUGUUGUCCGCACGAUGAAAUUUGUGACAGCGCUCGCAUACGCUCCCAUGGUUCUCUCCACUAGCUACAUUGAGGCUUGUCUGGAAGCAAAUGAAUUGCUCGACCCUGGGCGAUUUAGAUUGACCGACAAGGAGAGCGAGAAGAAAUUAGGAGUUUCUCUGAAGCUAUCUCGCGAACGUGCUCAGAAGAACCGCAAUCAAUUGCUUCAAGGCCGUACAAUAUAUUGUAUGGAAGAUAUCCGCGGAGGAUUCGAUACCUUCAAAACGAUUGUGGAUGCCAACGGUGGUGACUGCAGGCUGUGGCGCGGCCGAAAGGGUACAACUGUGCCUUCCAAGCGAGCCGAUAGCGAGGCCAGUACUGACAUCGACGCUACCAAUGAUGUGUAUCUCCUGAGUAACGACACUGAUCGGAAAGAGACCACACCCUUAUGGACAAGAUUCAAGGAGAUGGCCGAAGGCAGUCGCAAAAUUCCACGUAUUGUCUCAGCGGACUGGUUGCUGGAGACAGCUAUGUCCCAGAAGCUGCUACCCACACAGCAGUAUGAGCUCGAGGACUGAUGGAGAUACUGUGUUUACGAUUUCCAUGAAUAUUCACGACCAGCGAAGCAUUGUGGAGGCUGAUGUCGAUAUGGAGGUGAAUGUGUGACUGUUAGAAGAAUUUGACACCCUGCUGGUCUUCUGUGCCAAACACUUGAGCUCUGCCCUUCUUGACCAAAGUAGCGAGACUCUUGCGGAGGACGUCCAUGUCGAGUCCAUAAAAUUCUUG